AUGCCCGAAGAAACCCUCCUCUCUGAGCUCUGCACCGCUUAUCACACGCGCUCCCAGCUGCAAGAUCCGGCCUCGUUCGAUCGCGACUUUAAUUUCAUCACGGGCAUCGAGCGCGGUCUCGAGCGUGCCGAGCGCGAAGCUGAUAGGAGAGGCAUACAGUUGGAGCAUGAGUAUAUGCUUGAUGCGAACAACCAGAAAGCUUCUUCUUCUACUUCUUCAAGAAACAAAAGGAAGAGAGGGGGUGUUGGUGCCGCGACACUGGUUAGGGGCGAAUUGGCGUUUGUGCGCGCCGCGGAGGCGGCUGGUGUGAAGCUCGCGAGGGCUCCGAGGGGCCUGUCGAGGCAGAAGGCGAAUCGCUCGAGGGUUCAUCCUAAACACAAGUGUCUAAACUGGAGCGUGGAAUGGAUCCUCGCUUCCAACCCCGGCCAGACGCUCAUCAGGCCCUGCUUGGAAACCACCCCGUUGCGCGAAGCGUACGAUCGCGUAUUUCCGAGACCAAAAGAGGAUGCUACUGCUACUGCUACUGCUACUGUCGUAGAUGAUGUUUUGUCCUAUCGGAGUGCCUAUUUCUAUCUCCACCGGCAACGGGCAGCUGCAAGUCACCGCCGCACCGUUCUGGUUGGCCCGUUGAGUCCCACGGCGACGCUGCGUGAGGUGCUUCGCGGGCGGAGCGUGGUUGAGUUUCCGACUUUGUAUGUCUUGCCGGAUGUGCUCAAGGAAGGGGAUACGGAAAAUGCGCGCUUUGUGCUGGAGGAGGUGUAUUUAAGGGAGCAUCCGGGUGAUGUUGAUGUUGAGGGAGAGGAAGAAGAUGAAGAGGAGGAUUAUACGAGUAGUGAGGGAUCGUCGAGUGAUGAGACUAGUGACGAUGAUGAUGAUGACGAGGAAGAGGAAGAAGCUGAGGUUGAAAAAGAAAAGGUUGAGGAGGAGGGACUACCACCCUCGUUAUAG
Talaromyces atroroseus is the source of this 948-nucleotide messenger RNA. RefSeq lists its product as hypothetical. The transcript has 3 exons. NCBI's taxonomy places the organism in Eukaryota, Fungi, Ascomycota, Eurotiomycetes, Eurotiales, Trichocomaceae. Bases 1 to 948 code for a protein of 315 amino acids. The record is from RefSeq and is a predicted model, not a curated record. Gene Ontology annotation, biological process: box C/D snoRNP assembly; snoRNA localization; maturation of LSU-rRNA from tricistronic rRNA transcript (SSU-rRNA, 5.8S rRNA, LSU-rRNA). Gene Ontology annotation, cellular component: nucleus; pre-snoRNP complex.